Messenger RNA from Cyanistes caeruleus (blue tit), 2626 nucleotides. Lineage: Eukaryota; Metazoa; Chordata; Aves; Passeriformes; Paridae. The record is from RefSeq and is a predicted model, not a curated record.
GCGGGGCGGCUGAGGCGGCGGCGCUCUGAGGGAGCGGGAGCGGGGCCGCCAUGAUCAAGAAGUUCGAUAAAAAGGACGAGGAGUCCGGUAGUGGUUCCAAUCCUUUCCAGCAUCUGGAGAAGAGCGCUGUGCUUCAGGAGGCACGGCUCUUCAAUGAGACCCCAAUAAACCCACGAAGAUGCCUUCACAUCCUUACCAAGAUCCUGUACCUGCUGAACCAGGGUGAACACUUUGGAACCACGGAAGCCACGGAAGCUUUUUUUGCCAUGACCAGAUUGUUUCAGUCUAAUGAUCAAACCCUCAGAAGGAUGUGUUACCUCACAAUCAAAGAGAUGGCCAAUAUCUCCGAGGAUGUCAUCAUUGUCACCAGCAGUUUGACCAAAGACAUGACAGGCAAGGAGGAUGUCUAUCGAGGCCCGGCCAUCCGAGCUCUGUGCAGGAUCACUGACGGUACAAUGCUCCAGGCCAUCGAGAGGUACAUGAAACAGGCCAUUGUGGACAAAGUCCCCAGCGUGUCCAGCUCUGCACUGGUGUCUUCCUUGCACAUGAUGAAAAUCAGUUAUGAUGUGGUCAAAAGGUGGAUUAAUGAAGCUCAGGAAGCAGCUUCCAGCGACAACAUCAUGGUACAGGUGUGUUUUAGGCUGUCUCUAAAAACUCUGGUGGGGCUUAGUGGAAUUCUCCACGAAAGUCCCCUGUUCGACUUCAUCGAGAGCUGCCUGCGGAACAAGCACGAGAUGGUGAUUUAUGAGGCUGCCUCUGCCAUCAUCCACCUGCCAAACUGCACUGCCAGGGAGCUGGCACCUGCUGUCUCAGGUUUGCAGCUUUUCUGCAGCUCCCCCAAACCCGUCCUGCGUUACGCAGCCGUCCGGACCCUCAAUAAAGUGGCCAUGAAACAUCCAUCUGCAGUCACAGCCUGCAACCUGGACCUGGAAAACCUGAUCACGGAUUCCAACCGGAGCAUCGCCACGCUGGCCAUCACCACGCUGCUGAAGACGGGCAGCGAGAGCAGCGUGGACAGGCUGAUGAAACAGAUCUCCUCCUUCGUCUCAGAAAUCUCAGAUGAGUUUAAGGUUGUGGUCGUGCAGGCCAUCAGUGCCCUGUGCCAGAAGUACCCUCGGAAGCACAGCGUGAUGAUGACCUUCCUCUCCAACAUGCUCAGGGAUGAUGGUGGCUUCGAGUACAAGCGAGCCAUCGUGGAUUGUAUCAUCGGCAUCAUCGAGGAGAACCCCGAGAGCAAAGAGUCGGGCUUGGCUCACCUGUGCGAGUUCAUCGAGGACUGCGAGCACACGGUGCUGGCCACCAAAAUCCUGCACCUGCUGGGCAAGGAGGGGCCCAGGACCCCGGCACCCUCCAAGUACAUCCGCUUCAUCUUCAACAGGGUGGUGCUGGAGAACGAGGCUGUCAGGGCUGCCGCCGUCAGCGCUUUGGCAAAAUUUGGAGCCCAGAAUGAGAAUCUUCUUCCGAGCAUCCUGGUGCUGCUGCAGAGGUGCAUGAUGGACAGUGACGACGAAGUGCGGGACAGAGCAACUUUCUACUUGAACGUCCUGCAGCAGAGACAGCUGGCCCUGAAUGCUGCCUACAUUUUUAAUGGGCUGACAGUUUCUGUUCCUGGCAUGGAGAAAGCCCUGCACCAGUACACCCUGGAGCCCUCUGAGAAACCCUUUGACAUGAAAACUGUUCCCCUGGCCACAGCCCCCAUCUGUGAGCAGAAAUCAGAGAUUGCCCUGGUGCCCAGCAAACCUGAGAAAGUGGCUCCUUCACGCCAGGAUAUCUUCCAAGAACAACUGGCAGCCAUCCCAGAAUUCAAGGGCCUGGGUCCUUUAUUCAAAUCCUCAGAGGCAGUGCAGCUGACAGAAGCAGAAACAGAAUAUUUCGUUCGCUGCAUCAAACACAUCUUCCCAAACCACAUCGUUUUCCAGUUUGACUGCACCAACACCCUGAACGAUCAGCUCCUGGAGCGGGUGACGGUGCAGGUGGAGCCGUCGGACGCCUACGACGUCGUCUGCUGCAUCCCCGCUCCCAGCCUGGCCUACAACCAGCCUGGGAUGUGCUACACCCUGGUCAGCAUCCCCCAGCACGAUCCCACUGCAGUGGCUUGCACCUUCAGCUGCACCAUGCGGUUCACGGUGCGCGACUGCGACCCCGGCACGGGGCUGCCCGAGGAGGAAGGCUACGAGGAUGAGUACGUGCUGGAAGAUUUGGAGGUGACAGUGUCUGAUCAUCUCCAGAAAGUUCUAAAACCCAACUUUGCAGCUGCCUGGGAGGAGGUGGGAGAUGAUUUUGAGAAGGAAGAAACCUUUGCACUCAGUUCCAUCAAAACCCUGGAUGAAGCUGUCAACAACAUCAUCAAAUUCCUGGGCAUGCAGCCCUGUGAGAGGUCAGACAAAGUGCCAGAAAACAAAAUUCUCACACACAAAAAUUCUCACACCCUCUACUUGGCUGGUGUGUACAGAGGUGGCUGUGACGUGCUGGUCAGGUCCAGGCUGGCCCUUGGGGACGGUGUGACCAUGCAGGUGACGGUCAGGAGCAAGGACGAGACGUCCGUCGAUGUCAUCCUGGCUUCCGUGGGCUGAGAAAUUCCUGGAAUUCCUCCUUCCUUUUCUAUUAUUUUCUUUUUUUUUUUUUU